Saccostrea echinata is the source of this 804-nucleotide messenger RNA. RefSeq names its product bifunctional F420 biosynthesis protein FbiB-like. Lineage: Eukaryota; Metazoa; Mollusca; Bivalvia; Ostreida; Ostreidae. The transcript has a single exon. Gene Ontology annotation, molecular function: coenzyme F420-0:L-glutamate ligase activity. Bases 1 to 804 code for a protein of 267 amino acids. The record is from RefSeq and is a predicted model, not a curated record.
AUGUUCUAUUGCAGCCAUUACUCCGUUUAUCCUCUCCGGCUGAAACGGCUUCAGCCACCUCAGGACGAUUUAUUCCAGGCCUUAUUUGCCGCGCUGGACUCUCUGAAAGAGACUUUCACUUUGCAGAAUCACGAUCUGCUAUGUAUUUCCGCGAAAGUCGUGGCCAUUCAUCAGGGACGCUGCCGCAAAAUCCAUGACCCGGCGGAACGGCGGAAACUGAUGCAACAGGAAGCCGAUUAUUACAUUGCCAGCUCUCUUGCACCUGACCCGGAGCCAGGCGCAGCGCAGCUGAACAUUGAUUUUCCGUUUACCAUCAAGGAUGGUACGCCGGUACCGUUUGCUGGUAUUGACGAAAGUAAUGGUGAUGGCUGGCAGAUUCUGUGGCCGGAAACACCGCAGCAUAUUGCCGGGGAACUGCGCAAACGCAUUGCGCAACGCUAUGGAGUUGAUUCGCUGGGCCUGCUUAUUCUGGACAGCACCGUGUUGCCGAUGCGCAGGGGUUGCAUCAGCCUGAGUAUCGCGGCAGCCGGAGUCCAGUUACUGCACAGUUAUCAGGGUGAGGUGGAUUUAUUUGGCCGUGAGCUGAAAUUGAGCGAAACAAAUAUUGUCGACCGGAUUGCCGGCUUUGCCGGGCUCCACAUGGGCGAAGGCGCAGAACAGACUCCAGUGGUCGUGCUGCGGGGCCUGGAGCGCUUUAUCACAGAACAACAGGAGGCCACCGGAUUUCCCAGGCUCUUUAUGGAGCCGGAGCAGGAUUUUUAUGCGCCUUUAUUCCGCCAGCAUGGCGAACAGCAUCUUUCGUGA